This is a messenger RNA of Epinephelus moara (kelp grouper), 2098 nucleotides long. It is a transcript of the gene dram2b, whose product is annotated as DNA-damage regulated autophagy modulator 2b. Bases 284 to 1114 code for a protein of 276 amino acids. Lineage: Eukaryota; Metazoa; Chordata; Actinopteri; Perciformes; Serranidae. Gene Ontology annotation, cellular component: lysosome. Gene Ontology annotation, biological process: regulation of autophagy; photoreceptor cell maintenance. The transcript is spliced from 8 exons. The record is from RefSeq and is a predicted model, not a curated record.
CGCAUGCGUGCUUCAAUCAGAGCCAAACUACAGCGACGCAGUUUCAACUUUUGAACUUUAUUUCUUAAAUGAAAGUGUCGCACACAACUUCUGAAGUUCACCGAGGACUGUUAACGUUUAACGGGGACCUGAACACCAGAGUCGGGUCAGGAAAUAAGGGAUUAAAGGACUUUUGUUGAAGCAGGAAGAUAAUGGUCGCUGGCGGACUCGAAUAACGACAGAGUAAACCAGCAACACACACACACACACACACACACACUCAUACACACACAGUGAGGAGACCAUGUGGUGGUUCCAGCAGGGUCUGUGUUUCCUGCCUGCAGCGCUGGUCAUCUGGACGACAGCGUCCUUCGUCUUCGCUUACAUCACAGCAGUGGUGCUGAGACAUGUGGAUCCUCUGGUGCCUUACAUCAGUGACACAGGAGCGAUGGCACCUGAGAGGUGUAUAUUCGGCAUCAUGCUGGAUGUGUCAGCCUUUUUAGGUAUGGCCACAGUGUACGUGCGUUACAAACAGGUGGAGGCUCUGACAGAUGAAGGCGAGCUCAAACUGAACAGACUGAACUGCUUCGGGCUGGUGCUUGGCUUGAUCAGCUCCUUUGGGAUGUGUGUGGUCGCCAACUUCCAGAAGACCACGCUGUUCUCGAUGCACCUGGUGGGCGCGGUGCUGACCUUCGGGGUUGGGGCUCUCCACAUCCUGGUUCAGACGCUGCUCUCGCUCCUCAUGCAGCCUCACAUCCACAGUAAGACCAUCUUCCUUGUCCGCCUCGGCAUCGGAGUCUGGACCCUGAGCAGCAUCAUCAGCAUGUUCAUAUCAUCAGUCAUUAUGUACAGCAGCCUUCCAGGAGUGGACGUACCUAAAAAACUGCACUGGAUCCCUGGAGAGACGGGUUACACGGCUCACAUUAUCAGCACUGUGUCUGAGUGGUCUCUUGCUCUCUCCUUCAUCAGCUUCUUCCUCACCUACAUCAGAGACUUUCAGAAAAUAACUUUGCGAGCAGAGGCAGAUUUGCAGAGCAGCCACCUGUACGACAACUGGCCACCCGGUGGCAUCACAGCAUCAAAUCACAACCAUGACACUUUGGAGUCGUCUCCACUGCUGGCAGGAGGAACGUGACUGGCUGCAGAGCAUCUCACUGCUUUUAAACCAAUUUCCACUUUUUCUAAACACGUUUAAAGGCUUUUUAUAAGGACUUUUUUAAAGCUGGUGUGGUGGCUCUGAAAGGGUCAGUACACUCAAAAACAUACUCUCUCUUCCCUCUAGUGGCAUCUGUCAAGUCAAAUAGUUUGAGUUUUUAUAUGUCCAAGUUUGGAGAUUUCUGCCUCCACCCCAGUAGCUUCUUUGCAUAUGACGUCAUAUGUCAGUGCACUGUCCAGAUGGAGGGCAGGCAACUGAAGGCAAAGACUACCAACACUGCGCAAAUGCUUAUGAUCUGCGCUGUUUAUGGCUGAUCCAAUCAAUCAGAUCAGGACAAAACAAAGGCUACUUUUAGUCUUUAAAAUAGGAGGACAUACAGGUGAGAAUUAGAAGAAAAUACCAAAAAGUCCCCGAGAAACAGCAGCAAAUGGGGGAUCAAAAACUUUUGUCUUCAGUCUGGAGCACAGUCAACUUAUUUCAAAUGUUAACAUUAAAGCAUGUUAAAUGUGUCAUGUUGGAUGCAGUUAGAAAAUGUUGUGACACCCUCUCCGUGUUUUUAGCCACGACCCAGAUUUUUAACAGCGUUUCACCAGACCUCUAGAAACAGUUGACCGAGCAGGUAGAAAAUAGUAGCUUAAGUUAGCUAACAUUAGCCAAUACCGUUGCUUAGUAACGUAGCCUGACAGUAGCGCAUCCAUGUCCAGAGUUGAAAUGUAAAAGACAGUUAUAAUCAAAACACAUUUACUCACCCUGUACUGUAACGUUUGGAGGUGUGGAGGACGAGGUCAUUUGUAAUGUCGACCCUUCACCCUUCAAACGUGACAGCUGAAAUAUUCAACAUUAACAUUUCUUUCAAUAACAGAGUUCCUGAUACUCUGGAUACCGCACAGAGCAAACGAGAGACAAACCAAACUGACUGACUGGAGAGAUAAUACGAAGGGGAAGAGACAGAUUUGCUGUUUU